AAAAAAAAAGAAAAAAAAAGAGAAUGCAGCGUUCAGUCCAGCAAGCAAACGGCGACGGUGUCCUCGCUUCACCGCGAAAGAAGCAACGCGUGUCGACCGCCAACGCGGCCAAAGUGACUGUCGUUCUCGGAGCGCAAUGGGGUGACGAGGGUAAAGGCAAGGUCGUCGAUAUGCUUGCGAUGGAUGCUGACGUCGUCUGCAGGUGUCAGGGAGGAAGCAAUGCCGGGCAUACUGUAGUAGUAGACGGUGCGGAGUUCCACUUCCAUCUUCUGCCCAGUGGAAUAAUCAAUCCUAGAUGUGCUUCGCUUAUAGGAAAUGGGGUAGUAAUACAUCUGCCAGGUCUUUUCGAGGAGCUAGAAAGCAAUGAAGCGAAAGGUUUGAAAAACUGGCAGGAACGAUUGAUAAUUUCCGAUCGUGCGCACAUAGUGUUUGAUUUUCAUCAGAAAGUCGAUGGCCUCCAGGAAUUAGAAAAAGGCACACAGUCUAUCGGUACUACGAAAAAGGGGAUCGGACCGACGUAUUCGUGCAAAGCUGCCAGGAAUGGACUUAGAAUCGGCGAUCUCCUCGGCGACUUCGACAAGUUCUCGCAAAAGUUCGACACGCUGGUUACUUCGUAUCAGAAAAUGUUCCCGGCGCUUCAGGUCGACGUGAAAGCAGAGCUUCAGCGGUACGCAGAAAGAAUAAGACCGCUGGUAAAGGAAACGGUUCAGUAUUUACAUCAGGCAUUACGCGAAGGGAAAAAAGUAUUAGUAGAGGGUGCAAAUGCUGCGAUGCUAGACAUAGACUUCGGUACAUAUCCCUACGUUACGAGUUCUAACUGCAGCAUAGGUGGUGUUUGUACCGGUCUUGGAUUACCACCGUCUUACAUUGGGGAGGUUGUCGGCGUUAUUAAAUCAUAUACCACAAGGGUUGGCGAUGGUCCAUUCCCCACUGAACUCUUGGAUGCUACAGGCGAGCUUUUACAAAAGAGAGGGCACGAAUUUGGUGUCACGACGAACAGAAAGAGGCGUUGCGGUUGGCUAGACUUAACUCUUCUUAAAUUCACCGCAAUGGUUAACGGGUAUACGUCAAUAUGUUUGACAAAAUUAGACAUUCUGGAUACGCUUCCGAAGAUUCAAAUCGGCGUAGGUUAUCGAUUAAAUGGAAAGGAUAUUGACUAUUUUCCAAGUAGCACCUCCGAUUUAGCAAAAGUAGAAGUAGUUUAUGAAACCUUCGACGGUUGGCAAUCAACGACAGAGGGCGUACGUUCGCUGGAAAAACUACCUCCUAACGCAAAAAAGUAUAUACAAUUAAUAGAAGAACAUCUUGGCGUGCCAGGUAAUAUAAAUUUAAGAACUUGUACGCCUCUUUUACAUUUUUUCCCCCCGAAAUUUACAGUUAUUAUUUCAGUUAAAUGGAUUGGAGUGGGAGCAGGCCGUGAAAGUGUAAUUACACUUUGACGUUACAAAUAUUGGUUACAACGAUGGAAAUAUAUUUAUUUGUGUAGGAUCAGUGGAUUGAGCGAAUGAACGUGUGAAAUCUUUAAUAAAUAAAAUGGAUAUAUUUAACAGUUCUUUACAAUCACGACGCUUAACAUAACGCAACGACUUUAAUACAAUAUACUAACACGAUUUUCUCGACGAUUCAUCUGAUUACAUUCUUAGAGACAUUUUACAUGCACGUUCUUAACACAGACAGCCAAAUCUUCACGUGGACUCAUACAUGUCUCACGUACGGUUUUGGAAUCGCUCUUCACUCGUAAUCAGCAUUCUGAUCUAAAUAUUUGAUAUUUAAAAUAAUCAUUCAUCAUCCACAGGUAAUAAUGAAUUUCAUCAUGUUCAUGAGUGGGAACAUUCAUGGGAACAUUCAUGAGUCUCUGUCUUAUAUACAAUAAUGAGAUUAUUGUUUCAAAUUCUUUGGUUGUUGUUAUUAUGUAUGAUUCCAAAAUCUUGGACCAGAUUUUCGUCCUAAUUUUAAUUGAGUUCUUUGUAUUGCAAUUGUCAUUCAAUAUAUUAACUAAUAUUUUUUCCUCUUUUUUAUUGUAAAUUUUCUUAUUUUAUUUGUGUAUUUUUAAAAUCACUUUUUUUCAAUCAAUUUCAAUCAUUUCACUUUGCCUUCAAUUCAUCACAUUAUUUUACUUCUCUUUCAAUUCAUCAAAUUAUCUUAAUAUGUUUUAACUUACUCUUACAUUCGAAUGACCUGACUUCUGUAUUUCUAUUUGGCGUGAAAUUUAAGAAUCUUUGUGCCAAACUUAAAUACAUAUGUUAUUGUUAUUGUUAAUUUAUUACUCAUUCUACGUGGCCCUUAGCUCGCAAUAGAGUUAGAAUAGCUUUGGAAAUGAAAGCGCCAGAUUGCGAUUUAUUGCUUUUUUUAGAUAAAUAUAAUUAUAAAUUUUGUCGAAUCAGUUGCAAUAAUAUUCACGUACAAAUCUCUUUUGUUCAUUGUGAGUACAAAGCUUGAUGAUUGAGUACAAUUUUCAAUAUAUUGAAACUGUCAGCAUCAUCUUCCAAUUUAUAAUUAUUAUUUUUUUGUCUCUCACAUUGUAGUAAAUAGAAUUGAUAUAAUCAAAGAAAUCUAAUGCAUCUGCAAUUAUAAUAGUACGAAACUGUUGCACUGACUGUAGUUGCACUGUUAAUUGCUGCAUUUGUCAAUACUCUACGUUUUCAACUUGCAACUUCUUGUAAUAUCACAUCUCACAGUGUUCUGUUGCUUAAACCAUAAAAAAUGUUGUCGUUGCCAACAAUUGCCAUCAAAUUUAACAUACACUCGAAUUUGCAUAUAAUUGAACACAAUUUUGCAGUAUUCACAGGGUCUGCUUUUCAACGUAUAUUUAUACUCAUUUGUACAGUCACCUGUAUGAUCCAUUAUAUCUUCAAUGGAUCAUAUAACUAAACAACCCGAACGAGUCUCCCAAUUUUGUAAAAUCAGUAGAAUAAACGUGUGAAGACUUCAAUGCAACACAGCAAUAAUAAUUCUUUUGUUUUCUAAUUUAUAUUCUUGAAGACUUUACACGUACAAUGCACAUUUUUAUUAUGGACAGCCAAAUCUUUACUCAUCUGGUCAUGUAUGUACUAGAAAGAUUUUUAUUUACAAUCAAUACUCUGAAUUAAUCAUUUAAUAUGUUUCACUCUGCCCUCAAUUAUUCAUUAUCCGUUCUAUAUCUGUAGAUUAUGUCAAAUCCUAUCCACAGUUGUCAUACCUUAUAUUUGAUCCAUUCGGUUUGUUAUUCUUUUGACAAUAAAUGUCAAUAAACUAAAUUUAGUUUGUCAAAAGAGUUGAUAAAACAAGCGCACAGAAAAUAAAUGACAAAGAAAUUUAUAGUAUUAAGCUUUUGAAUUUUAGUAGUAUAUAAUAUUGAAAAAAGAGAACAGAAGUCUCAUUUUUUCAAGUUCCUUCUCCUUAUUGGAUAAUUCAUGUUAAUUCAUGAUAUCCAUUGUUUGAAUGUAAAAUAAGAAAUGUUAAUAAAAAUGUAUUUAUUUGAAAAUUGUACGUGUUUAAUAUCCGAUUUUUAUAUUGUAUGUCGUUAAAUUUAUUAAUAAAUUUAUUAAUAUUUGCAGGAUCGAAUUUAA
This is a messenger RNA of Heterotrigona itama, 3548 nucleotides long. NCBI's taxonomy places the organism in Eukaryota, Metazoa, Arthropoda, Insecta, Hymenoptera, Apidae. The record is from the annotation of a GenBank genome assembly.